UAGUUAGUUGUCACGUGGCCGGGGUCAGCCCCCUUCGGUUGUCCUGGCAACGGCGAAGACACUCACGAGGGAUGCAAAGAACCGCGCGCCACUUCACGCUCUCAUCCCUUGUUUGAUAACGGGCGGCGCCAUGAUGCCUCAGGAAACACGGUAAAGUUUACGUUGAACUGGAAAAUACAGAAAAACGUCGACUUAAAAGGUUAACCUGACAUUCAAAUUCACAUAUAAACUCUAUAAUAAUUUUGAUAUUUUGUAAUUUCAUCAUUUUUCUAUUUUAGUCCUUUAUUGAAUCGACAACACAUGACUUUUCACUCAUCACGGGAAACCUUUGACCUGCCUUAAUGUGUAGUAAGUAAACUUUAUUUGUAUAGCACGUUUCACAGACAAAAGAGUCACAAAGUGCUUCACAUAGACUAAAAUAAAAAGAUGUACAAUAAAUUAAAAGACCAAGACAACAACAUUUAAACAACCAUAUCAGCCCCCAAAAACAAUUAAACAAAUGCCUGAGCAAAUAAAUCAGUUUUGAGUUGGUUUUUAAAGGAGUCAACAGAAUCAAUUAAGCGCAGAGAGAGAGAGAAAGGUCAUUAAAAUUAACAUUUGCAAUAAGAGAAAUAUAAAAAAGCAAUUAAUGAAAGCCUGGCUAAAAAGGUGAGUCUUGAGUCUAUUGUAAAAGAAAUUAUGUUACCAGUACGUGUUAUAUAAACAAAACAACAGUUUGCUUUGUACAGAAUAUUUUGUGCAUGAUUUUGUUUUUUACUUUUGGAUAGGCACAUGUUUUUUUUCUUUGCUGGUGGGACUUUCCAGUAUAAAAAAACACACUAUAACCUUCAUUUGUGUCGCCCCACCCCUUGUCCCCCAGCAAGGAUCUGUGAUUGGUUGAAGUCACGUCAGUCAAGCUUUUCAUCAAGUGUGGUUGCGGUGUGUGGGUUGUUGAUGUCGCUGUCAGAAGUCACUGUCCACAGAGGGAAGAGCUAGCAGGUAAGGAUGACUCUUUACUGCUUUUAUACGAGUUAAUGCGAUUAGCUAUACAAGAGAAGGAGCUACCGCUACUAUAGACAGAAGGCUUAGUAUUUAAACGAUAAAAUAAACGCAUUUUGUCGUCGGUGUGGUUUGCCCCGAGCUCGACACGAUGGUGUCAAGUCACGGAUUGAGAGUGAAACUCGUGAGCGAAAUGAAUGGAGCCGCUUGUUUAUCAGUUUGAAGGAGGAUAAGAGUCGUUUCAGCUGAAAAUUACAAGGUCUGUGAGUGUUGUAGGAUAUAGAAAGUUAACAUAAGAGUGAUGUGGCAGCUCUAAGGUCACAACUGUUGUAUAAUAUGUUAUAAUGACAGUGAAUUACUCUAAUAAUAUCAGCACUCAUAUACUGGAGGCUAACAUGGUGAAUAUCAGGGAGACUUUACCUGUUGCUAUUCUGUAGGAGUUACAUCCUGUCCGGGAGAUGUCAUAAAUCAUUCAUUAAUGUUGAAAGCAAUCCUACAGGCUUCCAAACAGAGCAGCCACAGACAGGCAGUGCUGAACAUUUCUACAGAAGUUUGAGGUCUAUGGAAGCCCAAAGCAGACAUGCAGACAUGUGUUUACUCACUCUUUUUUUUCUUCACAACUUAAUUUUUCCAGUUGUUUCCUCAAGAGCUCAGUUGAACAUUAGAUGAUGUGACCUUGUAUUCUCAGAUCUGCAAAAAACAAAUUAUGUAGGAAUAAACUUUGGAGAUACCAACUUUAGUAACGACCACAGGAUAGCAAUACACAGCGGUCUGAGGAGCCACACACAAACCAUGCCACUCUGUAGCCACAAAUAAUGCUCAGAACAGCACCUAACUUCAUCAACAGGACAUAUAGGGUCACAGACAUAGUACUAUAUUCAGAGUUGUUCUAACUCCUAAGAAAACAAACUUAAGCGGGGGCGUUUCUUCACUUCUGUAGUCUAUAAGCUGGGCCAAUAAACUUCUACUGUAGUAAAAUAAAAAGGUAAAGGUGUUUUUAUUGAGCCGAAUUAUCAAUAAAAUCAUGAUUUUGUUAACAGGUAUGAAUUUAUGUGCUGUCGAGUUAAUAUAUUUGAACAAGAGCACAGUAAAGUUAAAUCAGCUAAUUUUCCAAUGAGGUUCUGUUACUGAACGGAACUACACCAUGAUCUACUGAGGUUAGUACAUAUAGGGUCACAGCCAUAAUACUAGACACCAAACAUCUUUUUAACUUUGACUCAUUUCUUUAGCAAAGAGACUAACAAAACUCACCUACUCUCUUCCAGCAGCCGCUUGUUUGAAGCGAGACCUAGUGGGCCAGUCCAUUACAGACUGCUGGGGGCAGGAUUGUGUAUCGUUUGAUUUUGAACGAUUCCGAUUCCUCCGGCGAAGUCAGUUGAAGCGCAUCAAAGACGAGCACUCGGGUAUUUCUCCUCCAUGAAUCCUGAGGUGUUUAAUAAUGUUGGUCAUUCACCUUCCUUUGCAUUAUAUAACUGUGUUGCUAAUGUUGCACUGAGAUAAGAGUUCAUUCUUCCUGCUAAAGUAAGCGUUUUGGCGGCUUCUUCUUCGUUGGUUUUCGGCAGCUAUUUCUCCCGGUCGGCGGACUCCAGCAUCGAAACUUGGAAUUGAAAUUUUAAAAUUUGAACAGUUCUAUGAGAAUCGAAAUGUUAGUCCCGGUCCCCAUCGAUGCUCAACACUGGAUGCCCAACCCUCGCUGCGGGUUGACGCAGCUCAAGGAAGAACAUUUAUGAUCAUUUCUUUAUUGAAGUAAUCAUCACCAUAUUAAUCAUUUUACAGACGCGGUAGUUCUUUUGCCUUAGCGUCUCGGUCUGAUUGUAUUUCCAUGAAGAAAUGAUCAUAAAUGUUCUUCCUUGAGCUGCGGCACCCCGCUGUAGUCCCGAAUGGACUGGUCUGAGGUCUGACUACAAACAAGCGGCUGCUGGAAGAGAGUAGGUGAGUUGUGUUUAGUCUCUUUGCUAAAGAAAUGAGUCAAAGUUAAAAAGAUGUUUGGUGUCUAGUACUAUGUCUGUGACCCUAUAUGUCCUGUUGAUGAAGUUAGGUGCUGUUCUGAGCAUUAUUUGUGGCUAUAGAGUGGCGUUUUGGUUGAGGGCGUGGCUCUCUGUAUUACUAUCCUGCGGUCGUUACUAAAGUUGGUAUAACUAGAGAAUCAAGCGGUCGACAACAUUCAUCUCUGGAGGGGGGGUCUAACUUGGUGUUACAGUGGGUUUGACCCUAAAUUAAUUUUACACCAGAAUAUCCCUUUAAUUUAUCCAGUUGUUUCCUCAAGAGCUCAGUUAAACAUCAGAUGAUGUGAACGUGUCCUCAGAGCUGCAAAACCAAAAUACGUAGGAGUAACCUUCAGAGAUGGCACGUCCUGACCGGGCCUGUUGUUUAGUUUUCUAGACCGAUGGAAAAUUAUCACGAGAUCAUUUGACGAAAUAAUCAAAGUAGGUCGAGGGUUCAAGAAGACAACUGGAAAAUACUUAUCAUAUAAAAACUGUACAAACGAGAAGUAUGGAUGCACAUUGUCCAGGCCCUCCUCAAGCUCUCUUUUCAUUGUUUCAGGUGGUCACGAUGCAGUUCCUGGGCAGACUGUUGGACACUGUGUCCUCUGUGUCAACCCUCUUCACCAACCCCUACAGGGUCCGGGAUGUACCGCUGGCUGAUUACAGUGGAGGAGGCAAAGUCCUGUUGAAAGAGGAGGGACGCAUAGUCCUGUACAAAAACACCCAGUGUCAGUCAUGGGACUGUCUGCUCAUGUGUCCUGAGACUCCUACUGUGACCCUGAGGUCAGACAAAAACUCCUGUUAUUGUGUAAUACUGAAACUUACAGAAAGAACACAAUCACACAUAUUUGCACGUAGACAUUUUAGGGAAGAGAUGCAAGUGUGAUGAGUUUAUCUUAAUUCUUACAGAAGUACAUGUUGUUUGCAGGUUAUUGUGAAGUGUAUCCCAUAAAAAUAAAGAAAGUUAAAACACUCCUGCAGACAAAUAAAGUCCAGAUAUUGACCUCCAAAGUUCUUGCCAUGUCUGUAUGUAACAUAAACACGAGUGCCUGUGACUUUCAGUAACUGAUCGUUGUUUCUGCUGAAAUUAAACUGUGUGCUCAUUUCACCGUCCAAACCAGGCUCUUUCAGGUGGGGUCAGAGGAAGACGCCAUGAACUGGUUCCCACAGUAUGCCCUCAAGCUUCGGCCCUUCUAUGAGACACUUACUCUAAAGGCGGAAACCAUGCAGCCAAUCGUGGACUGUAUUCGCAGCCACCCAGACUGGAGCUCCGCCCACAUUGCCGUGGAGACAGGGUUAAGAGAAUGCCUCAAACAUAACUAUGUGCAGAGGUAUUAUUUCUAUAAGUAUUAUUUCUAUUUAUGUCUGCAGUUGUUUUACUUCCUGAAAGAUUUUAUUAAUCAAGGAUAAAUUAGAGGAAAUCACUCAAAGACGAAGAAGAAUCGCAGUUUUAGUUUCUGGCUCCAGGCAGAGAUUAGUGCGCUGGGAUAAAGCUGAAUGAAGGGUGGAUUAUUGUAUGUAAGCCGCUUCUGCAGAGGCAUUAAUUAUGAGGCAUUCAGAGUGAGUGACAGUUUAAUGUACACACUGAGAGAAAACACACUUUAAUUAGCACACAACAGAGGUCUAAAACCUCCUGUUUGGUUCGAGGGUUUGAUUCUACUAAUGCUAAUCGGUGUCAUUAAUCGAUCCAUUUUCCAUUCAGCAUUUAGUUUCAUUGAUCUGAGUGCUACAUGAGAAUCAGUGUGUGUUUCCUUUUACAGCUGAUUGAUCAACAGACUGAUUUUUCAUUGUUUAGAGGCUGUUUUUGAGGGUUAGACGCCCAAUAUGUGAGUCCUCCAUUGAUGCAGUUAAAAAAGUUCAUCCUCUGACGUUUUAGGAAAAACACAUGAAGUGAAAUUUAAUAUUUUUUUUCACUGGAGAAGCUUGUGGUUUGCAGCCAAGUCUGAGAUCUUGGAAAGUGGAGUUACUCAGUGAGCUAACGACAAAAAGAUGGUGUGUUCAUUGUCCCUGCUUGAACCCCAUUUCAUCAAAACAACCAGAGAGAGAGAACCAGCGGUGUUCCUGUUCAUUUAUGUAUCCCAAGUGACUCUCUGGCCUUUUCAAGUUCACUUUUAUCCUGCGGUGAUUUGAGUGAAAAUCAAUCGGUGCCUCAAAGGAACCGAAACAAUAAAAUCAGGCAGUAAAAUCGUCUAAAUGAGGUUAAACCUGUGAGGUGACUUUAUCUCUAUGUCUCCAGUCAGAUUAAUGCUCGGGAUGCUUCAGGUCAGACGCCGCUGCACCUGGCGUGUGAACGCGGCGACACUGCGUGUGUGACGGAGCUGCUGGACGAAAGCCAGGCUCGCACAGACAUCAGAAACCGCAACGGGGAGACGCCGAUGCACUGUGCUGCCAAGCAGGACUCGUCCACCAUCAUCCAGGUGAGACUCAGCCGGAGGGAGGUCAAAGAAAUACUUCGUCUCAUCAGAUGUUGACCACGCCGUCCUCUCAUCAUUCAGGUCCUGUGCUCUCGCCUCUGCCCGGGUGUUAAUGAGCUGAAUAACAACGGGGAGACGCCGCUUCACGUGGCCUGCCGUCUGGGACGUGUGGAGUCUGUGAAAGCUCUGUUAGGGGGUGGGGCCAAGUGUGACGUCAUGGGUGGCGUUGGCUACCCCAUCCACAGUGCCAUGAAGUACAGCGAGAAGGGGUGAGUCAGAGGAGAGACACGGGGAAGUUUGGCAGAAAAGGAUGGUCGUUUUUUUUAGAUGGUUCAAGGUCAAGUCCUUUCGGUCCCUCAAACUCAAACUAAAAACUAAUAAAAGAAACUUAAAAUCGACUCUUAAAGACACAGGUAGCCACUUUCAGCCUAUUUCACAAACACAGAAAAAUUCCUUACUGGAGUUUUAAGUCCAUAUAUGUCUCAUUAAAAAUCUGUUUUCUUCUGUUUUUGUGUGUCAGCUGUGUGGAGGAGAUCCUCAAAGCAGACAGGAACCAGCUCCAGGCUGAGGACUCUCUGUACGGGGGGACGCCUCUCCACUGGUCCAAAACAGCAGAGGUGGGAGAUGUUACACUGAUUCAUAAGCUAAAUUUUUGUUGCUAAAAGAAUUUUGUCUCAGAGACGAAGACGGUCAUGUCAGGAGCUCGAUGUUUGAAGGCAGAUGUUCAGUUCAGUCCUCCAUCUCUCUUCGCCAGAUGUGCCGCGUGCUGCUCGAUCACGGCUGUGCGGUGAACUACCUCAGUAAGACCGGAGAGAGCGCCCUCCAUAUUCUGACCAAGAGGGGGCGCUUCGAGGCGGCCAUGGUGCUGCUCACUCAUGGAGCCAAUGCUAACCUAAAGGGCCACGAUGGAAACACCGCCCUCCACCUGGCUAUGAAGGUAUGUGAACAAAACAAAGAAGAAGAACAAACUUUGAUCGUUGUGUCCGUACAGUUUAACUUUGAUUCUUCUCUCACCAGCUGGACCACAUAGAGUUGAUCAAAGCUCUGAUCGUGUUUGGAGCUGACGUGGAGAUCCAUAACGACCUGGGAGAAACACCGGGGCUCAUCGCUGCUCGCACCAGUAAAGGUAAGAGAGACAGAAGAAUGAGCUUCAAACAAAAGAGAGGAGGAAAACAGAGCGAUGGGAGGUCUGAAACAAGAAAAACAAGAAUCCAGUGAUUCACGGCGUCUGAGUGGGACUCAAACUAAACUACGUAUGUGUGACCUAACCGGCCAGUGUUACUUCAACUCAUCUGAAUGCAUGUGAAUUACAUUAACUGUGGUUAAUGGUUGGGCAUGGAAUAAGAGAAAAUCACAGACUAAUAAUAUUUCUGUCUCAAUACUUUGAUUCUCGGUUUGAAAUGACUAAUACAGCGGUCGGUGUUUUGAAUGCUAAGAAGCAGCAUGGUUUGUCUGAAUACAACUUAAACUCUGGUCCCUGAUUCGCUGAAGUUGAGUCGCCGCUCUGGUAAACAUGUUUUCAGCAGACUCAUUACUACAGUGAUGGGGUAACUCGUGCCGGAGAAAUAAACAACAAUCAGGAUGACCUGAAGCUUCUCACUGAAUGAUGAGAUGAAACUUUACCGUUUUGAUCAUCCAACAGGUUAGACACAGUUUGUGGAUCGUGAAAGGUUUUGACUAAACUCACAGGUAGGAGUCGACCCAUGUUGAUUUGUCAGGGCCGAUACCAAUACCAAUUAUUAUUGUUUCAUGAGACUGAUGACAGAUAUUAGGCUGCUGCUCUUCACACAGACAUGAAGACCGACAGAUGAAACUCGGACCAGAAAAGGUCUUUUUUUAGCUUCAUAUCCCAUGGUGCUUCAGCGUUAAGUGGGCGUGACAGAGACCAGCACAGCGGGGAACAUGGUGAAGUGGGUUGAACUGAAACUUGUUGACUUAUUGUGUUUUUCACAAACUGGUUUAUUUACCGUUGAGGUGGACCACUCUCCUCCGUGCGUCCCUGAGCUGCUGCUUCAGAUCCGUCACUCUGCUGUGCUGUGAGGGAGUUAGUGGAUGAAGAUUGGCAUGAGGUCGCUGUAGCGCCAUCUACAGGAUAAGUCGGGGAACUUUUCAAAUGGCCGAACAUUUUCAAAGUGAAACUGAAUUGUAUUCUCCGCAUUUUAUUUCUGAAAAUAUCUGCGAAUUUUGGCCGAUUACCGUUCAUGUUUUCUAUGAUUGACACCUGAUACAGCCUGUGGGUGUACAGAGAUUAUGUAACUCACCCCGGGGGAGACGCUGUUUGAGCCGAGUGUCAUCACAGCGACUCUCCUGCGUACAAAGUUACUGCGCAAGUGGAGAAAAUCCCAGAAAUACAGAGAGAAAUUCAGCAUCAAAUUCAUUUAAUGGCGGAAGGCGGAGCCAAGUUGUCCACAGUAUGAUAAUAAUGAUAAUGAUAAUAACAAUAAAUAAUAAUAAAUUUUAUUUAUAAGGUGCUUUUACAGGGGCUCAAAGACGCCUUACAAAGAAAAAACAAACAAUAGACACAAUAUGAGAAGACAAUAAAAGAACAGUUCACAGGUUAAAGCUGAUUUACAAAGGUUUGUUUAUAUACAGUCUAAGAUUCUUAUCUGUUAAAAACAGAAUCUGUUAUUUUUUUUAUUAUGUUACUUCUGUUUGGUUUUCACCAUGAUGCUCUGAAACAGAAGAGGUGGUAAAAAGAAGUUGUUGCUAUUUAUCGAUUCUGCAUGAAGAUAAUUUCUAACAGCUCGAUCAUGUUCUCGCGCUCUCUCUCUCUCUCUCUCUGUCUCUCUGUCUCUCUCUCUCUCUGUCUUUUCUUCCUCACUGCUGUCUACGGUGUGUUUGCAUGUCUAACAUGAUGACUCGCAUGUGUGUGUGUUUGUGUGUGUGUGUGUUAACAUGAAAGGUCCCAAUAGAAAGAUACUCCUGGACAUGCUGUGUAGUGUAGGGGUCCAGCGCUGCCUCCCACCCUCUCCCGGCAGUCCUCCCCCAAUCUCCAACACGGCCAAGCCUGCAGGCAUAGGUAACACCUCCAUCCCUCCUCCUGCCCUCCUUAAACUCGGCUCCUCUCCUCUAUAUUUUAUUUAUUUUAUUCAUCCUAGUGUCGGAUAUAAAACACACAGCGAUGCUUUGGUCGCUGAGACUGUCAUCAAACCGAACUUUUACUCUAAUUAAACCUGUUUUUGAAUCUUAAAGGUACAGUGUGUGUUUUUAGUGGCACUGAGCUGGUAGAAAUGGAAUAUCAUUUAUCGCCCAGCUCUAUGACAAUCAGAAAGAUUUAUCUGUUCUGGUCUCAUUUCCAAAAGAUUAUCAGAACAUUUUGACGAAGAGAUCUUCCCUAAAUCCUGCCCAAGAGUUGCAUUUUGCUAUUUUUACAAACCUAUCUUUGUAGAAAACUCUCCCAGAUUUUCAGAUUUUUCAUCCUCAGACAGUGAAACUAUAAUCAGUGUAUAAACUCCUCCUUUUCGUUUCCUCCUCGGCUUGUAGAGAGCACACUUCUCCCUUGUCUCCCCCGUCCUUUUACACAUGAUUUUGGAGAUGCGUCCAUUAAACACCAGUAACUGUUCCUCUUGGCCAACAGGGUUCGAGGACGUCAUGUACAUGGGGGCUGCAAUCGGUGCAAUGAGCAGAGGCAGGUCUGAAGUGGACGGCAGCAAAAUGGGGAAGAAAAAGUACGAAAUGUUGUCGUAUUUAUGAAAAUAUCAAACUCCAACAGCUCCAGUAAACACGUCUCUGUAUCCUGUCCUCUGUAGGAUGGACAGACUGCUGUGUCUGGAUGGCGGAGGUAUAAAAGGCCUGGUGUUGAUCCAGCUGUUGAUCGCGCUGGAGAGAGAGGCUGGUCGACCCACUAGAGAGCUCUUUGACUGGGUCGCCGGCACCAGCACCGGUGGCAUCCUGGCCCUCGCUAUAAUCCAUGGUGCGUCUCUUUCUCUCCUCUUUUUUCUUGUUUUUUUAAAUCUAUAAUUUACAGAAAAAUAACGAUGAUUUUCCUCCACCUGAAGGGAAGUCCAUGGAGUACCUGCGCUGCCUGUACUUUAGGAUGAAGGAGCAGGUGUUCAAGGGGUCACGACCUUAUGAAUCCGCACCGCUUGAAGAUUUCCUAAAGAAAGAAUUUGGAGAAAACACAAAGAUGGCAGAUGUCCAGUAUCCCAGGUAAAUAUUUAUACUUAAAAACAAGGUGACAGAUGGGUAAAUUUCCUGCUUUGACCUGAUCCAGGAGUGAAAAACAUUCUGCAGGUUUCUCUUAUUCUCAUGAAGCACUGCUCACGUUUCAGUUCUCCACCUCUCUUCUUCCUCGUUCCUGUGCAGGGUGAUGGUGACCAGCGUUCUUGCAGACAGACAUCCAGGCGAGCUGCACAUCUUCAGGAACUAUGACCCUCCCUCCGUCCACAGAGAGCCCCCGUACGCCACCACUGCCACAUUCAAGCCCCUCACUGUCCCACAAGGUACAGUGUACAGUAUACUUUAUUCUACCACUAGGUGGCAGUAUUAUACAAUGUUAGGUGAAGCCCUGCAAGUGAAGCUCUGUGUGGCUGAAUUUGUUUGUCACGUCCAGUCCUGCCGUGUCGUCUGAGUGUCAGCCAUGUUGUUGUUGUUGUUGUUGUUGUUGCAGGAUGGGAGGAUGAGGAUGUGUUGAUAGUAGGAUACACAGAGGAGCCAGCCAGAAAGCGUAGGAAGGUGACAGAUGAAGGUGUGUGUGUCUGAGUGAGACCAUUUUGAAUGGAGCACAAACCUUUUCAUUCCAUCACUCACGUCACGAGUCACAGUUUUACGUGUUUGAAGGAACGGCUUGAUGGAGGUUCGGUGAGGAGAUGAUCACCAGUGGCGUCUGUUUCUGAGGGUUCAGCUUUCAAAGUGUUGUUGGCUUUUGCUCUGAACACGCUCAGUUUCGAGAUGCAUGCUACUCUUCACCUCAACAACAACAACAGCCUCAGCUUCUUUCAGCACGAAUGAGUGUGUCCGCUCUGUGAGCUCGAACCCCGACCCCGUUAGUCCGUCUCUACAACCUGCAGUCAGAAUUAACUGUUCCUCUUUCUCUCCCACAGAACAACUGGUGUGGCGAGCCGCCCGCUCCAGCGGUGCUGCCCCCACCUACUUUCGACCAAUGGGACGCUUUCUGGAUGGGGGUCUCCUGGCUAACAACCCGACGCUCGAUGCCAUGUCAGAAAUCCAUCAGUACAAUAAAGCCUUGAGAGCAGAGGUGAGGCUUCGUCUCAUCUGUUCUACCUUUGCCCAACUUUAGGUCUGCAUGGUCCCAAAAAGAUGUUUUUGUCUUUGGAUCAUAUUUUUAUUAAUCUCCACCUUUUACUCUUUUCAGGGCAAAGAGAGGGAGAUUAAGAAGUUGGGUGUUGUGGUCUCUCUGGGGACAGGUAAACCACAUCAUGGUGUCUGCACUUGACAAAUUCUGUAUUUACAGCCUCUCUGAAUUAUUCUGAAGACUUAUGUGGCGUUCAAACCAAGCGAAAGUAAAAUCCUCCACUCACUUAAUUCGCGCCCACGACUCGCUCUAUUCGCGACAAUCAUAUUACGCGUUAACAAAGUGCUUCAAAGUCGUGGAUAGUCGUUAAUGCUAACUUCAACAGUGAUCCCCGCCAAUUCAACUGGCGGGAUCAAACGAUAGAGAACGACAGUUUUUCACAAUUAAGCAGAUAAUCCGACCUCCUCACUCUCUUUCCUCCAGACGAGCUCCUUUUUAUUCCUGUUUUUUAUUUAAAAAGUCGUGGAUACGAGAGAGAGAGGGAGAGUCUCCGUCAAGCCUGGUCGGAGUGAACCACGUUCAGACCCACAACCGUCGGAAAUGUUGGCGUCCCCAUGUCAGGGUCUCCUCCAAUAGCUGUGCCCGGGUGACGGUCGUUUUUAGUGGUAUUUUCGGUUACCUGAACACAAUUGACGACCUGUUGGUGAGGGUCGGAGCCAGAAUAUCCUCAGGAUACUGAUUUCAGACACUCUAUCCCAGCUGCAGAGCGUCUGUCCGUCUGUCUACUGUGAGGAAAAGGAUUUAUGUUUCUAUUUUGACACCAGUCAACAUCUCCAGGUCCAUUUCCACACGUCACCUGGGAAUCUUCAUGCUGAUUGAUGAUCAUGAUGCGAAUAUACAUUUGAGUUGAGAUAUUUUCAACUCCCGUGAAUUUGUGUCAUUCACGCCGCCAGAGUAGUACAAGCGUCUAAUCACGUCUUUGCAUCGAUUUUACAUGUAAUUCAUUCACACCAAUGAUUUUACUCGUGCUUGUUCUGAACGUCCCAUUCAUCUCUGAACCUGAAUGUGGCGUAUAUCCAUUAAAUCCACCCAUGCACGAGCAUUUUGUGCACACACAUGAUGACAUACCUCUGACUGAAACUUCUUCUGAGAGGACACUUCCUCAUAUAAAAAUCUGUCUUAUGCUUUUAUUUUGAAAAAAAUCUGUCUUCAUCUUGGGUUCCUUCGUCUAUCACAUCACAAGACUGCUUUUAUUUUGAAGUUUACUACAUCUGGUAGAUUAUUAGUCGCAGACCUAAAUGAAAACAGACAGUUGAUCAGAUUUCUUCACGUUGUUUUUGGAUUCAGGAUAAAUCUUUGAAGGUCCGUUUUUUAAAAGUACAUAAUCAGGUCUGAGGGCUGCUACAGCGAGGUCUCUAGCAGCUGCUCCUCCUCCUUCUUCUUCUUCUUCUUCUUCUUCUUCUUCUUCUUCUUCUUCUUCUGUAUCUUUAGGAGGUGAGGCAUCAUUUUGAACGCCUCAUACUAACUCACACUAUAUUACGACUUGUAAUGUCCUCCUGUGUUUCUGCAGGUAAACCCCCUCAGGUGGUGGUGAGCUCUGUGGAUGUUUUUCGACCCUCCAACCCUCUGGAACUGGCCAAGUCGUUCGUCGGAGCUAAAGAGCUGGGCAAAAUGCUCGUGGACUGCGUGAGUAACAACAACACCAGAUCCAAAUUCAUUCCUGCAGUUUAAACUUUGUUUGGAGCUGCUUUUACCACUUUUUUUGGCGCCUUUCAGUAUCUCUGAUACACGGGAUAUAAAAAUAAUAAACAAAUGCAUCGAGAAAAUAUAAUCCUCUUGGUUUCUAGUUCUUAAACUCACUUUCUUUUUCUCUUUUCUGACGGGACAGUGUACGGACUCUGAUGGCUGUGCAGUGGACAGAGCCAGCGCCUGGUGUGAAAUGAUCGACACCAUCUAUUACAGGUCGGCAAACUACGACACAAACAUGUUAACAUGAGGAGGGAUGACAGCUUUGUCUGUCUGUGUGGGUGCAGGAGGAGGUUUCUGACAUCUUUGUUUGAGGGUCAAAACGACAGAAGAUGGAUGGAUAAUUCGUCUCUGAACUUGCUGCACUUUUUUAUUUUUAUUUACUUCUGUUUCUGCUAAAACCUCCUGAGUUUUUUUUUUUUAAAUCCAAGCGUCUCGGUCUCUCGCAGCUUUGUCCAAGUCCUCUCUGCGUCUCUUCUCAGCUACCAGGUUUAAUAAGUUCAUGACUCUAACGAUCAAAAAGCUCUUGUUCGUACUGCUCCUUGUUCUAAGACUGAUAUUCCAGGAUUGAGGUAAAUUUAGUUUGAGUGAAAUGAAUGAAUAACUUAGUUUAAAAUUAAUCUAAUAUUUUCUUUCUUGUAAAUUUUCCACUUUAUUACCUAAAAAAAGUGAAUUUUUUCCUCAAUUUUUUUGUUUUUUCACAAAUUUUCUACUUUAUUCUCACAAAUUUAUAACAUAUUUCUUUUAUUCUUGUUUUGUGUGCAGUGGCCUCGAUAUGCGAUCAAACUUAAACACUAGAUUGAAUUUUCCCAGCUUUUAUUAAUCCCUCUUUCUCUUCCUUGUAAUUUCGUGCAGAUUGAGUCCUCAGCUGUCCCAGGAGGUGAUGCUGGAUGAGGUGAGCGACGCCGUCCUGGUGGACAUGCUGUGGGAAACUCAGAUGUACCUGUAUGAGAAGAGGGAAAACCUCCAAUCUCUAGCAAAACUGUUACUGGACAACUGAAAGGACUGGAAAAACCUCACCGGGACAAUGAAGGAAAGCAGACGGCGUGGAGGACGUGAGCGCGGAGAGGAGCUGAAGAUGAGACGCAAAGAUUAGAAAGCCAUGUGUUUGUAAAAGGCUGUGACGUUAGUGUUGGUGUGCGCUCUUUCCUAAGAUUAUUUAAAGCAACGUGACGACAAUAACCGUCAUAUUUAUGCUAACAUGACGUGGAAAAAGACCGGACAGGUUCUGUAGCGUCGUAUGACCUUAUCACUGACUUAAUCACUGUCGUCGUUCUGUACGUUAGAUGUCGUUUAUAAACCACUUGGAGUAAAAUUUAAACAAAGACAGAAACAGUUUCAUCCUCAUUCAACUAAAAUUAUCACAGAUUAACUCUCAAUCCAACUUCCUCGAGUCUGUUAGCGACAGACUCUCAACCAGCUCAUCUGUUCACGCCGGUAUUCUCUGUCAGGACGAGGACUCUAACAUCUACUGCAGUGGAUGAUUAAUGACAGACCAUGCUGCCUUAUAUAUCCGGGACCCAAAUCUGUACCUCCUGUUUACUCUUCACAUCUGUCCGCGCCUUUACUGUCAACGUUAUUUAUGCUUAAUUUUAGGGCAGUAUUCGAUCCAGCACAUAACCUGCUUGCACACUUGACGAUGUACGACCUCUCUGUCUUUUUACGUCGGGUUUGUUUAUUUUUACAUGUGAAGUUAAAACUGGACUUGAAUGAAGACUUGAACUGUUUACUUGAAAGACACUGAAAUAAUGAGUUCCUCUUAUACUUGCACAACAUAAACUGGAGGUUUAAAAUCGUUUCCUAUGUUUUUUUUUUUGUAUUUGGAUUAAUUAUUAAAGUGUGAACAAUUAUGACAAUAAAAUAUAUUAAUGUGGAUUAACAUCAGAAUAAA
Xyrichtys novacula (pearly razorfish) is the source of this 14208-nucleotide messenger RNA. Lineage: Eukaryota; Metazoa; Chordata; Actinopteri; Labriformes; Labridae. The record is from the annotation of a GenBank genome assembly.